Thermothielavioides terrestris NRRL 8126 is the source of this 495-nucleotide messenger RNA. RefSeq lists its product as uncharacterized. The coding region runs from base 1 to 495 and encodes 164 amino acids. The transcript has 2 exons. NCBI's taxonomy places the organism in Eukaryota, Fungi, Ascomycota, Sordariomycetes, Sordariales, Chaetomiaceae. The record is from RefSeq and is a predicted model, not a curated record.
AUGGCGUCGCACGAGGUUGCUGAUCCACCCGUUGCCGCGGCCGCUAUCGCCUUCCCCAACAGCGGGCAAAAGGGAUCAGAUUCCACAAUGCCAGCGUCUCACCAACUCUUCCCAUCCUCGCGCUUACCCCUCGCCAACGACCUACAAAGUGUGCCUCGCAACCCCGCUGUCCUUCCGCCGUUGCAUGUGAACGAGAGCCAGCGUCUACCGAGCAUCCAGAAAGGCCCCUCUCAACAACCUAGCCGCAUCCCUCUAUUACACCCCACGCCAAUCAACCACUACCACGGCUGCAGCCCCAGAUUCCACCGCCGUUCGAUCACCCCCAAGCGGCGGCUGCAGCACAUGAACGCCCUGGCACGACUCGAGUCCGGCAAGCACAUAUUGAAUCCUCCAAGCGAGAACAACAGCACCUACGGCGACGAUAGCAUGCGAAGGGACCACUUCCUGUCCAUCGGCAUCGGCAGGGCCUCAAGUGGGGAAACCAGAAUCAGCUGA